Molecule: messenger RNA, 1909 nt
Organism: Cajanus cajan (pigeon pea)
Lineage: Eukaryota; Viridiplantae; Streptophyta; Magnoliopsida; Fabales; Fabaceae
Source: RefSeq, a predicted model, not a curated record
AAGAAAUGAUAUAUGUUGAGCUGUAGAGAGCUCCAGAGUAAGAAAGAAUAGAAAUCUGAAUUGUAAGUUGCAACCCUUUCCAAUGUUACUGUGCAUGGGACACAGAAUUGGGUACUCACAAAUCCCUUUUUAGUUUUUCUUAAUCUUCUUCUCCCACACAAUCUCAUUCUCAUUUCUUUUAGCCUCCACCUUAAAUGCUGCACUUUUCCACGCUCCUCAUUUCCAUUCCCAUAUUCUAGGUACUGUAUCGCUUCCUUCUCUUUCUUCAAGUUUCUGAAUUCAACAACAUUUGCCCAUAAUUCUCUUUCUUGAAGACACCCCACUUCUUGAUUCUCGCUUUCCCAGCUUCAUGUAGCUGUCCCGGAUCUUGGGUUUCACACCAAACUUGGUGUAAAUCUUGAAUUCCAAUGAAAUAACCUUUUUUUUUUAUUUUUUUUUAUUUCUUGGCCCCAAAAUGGAGAUUUCCUGUGAAGGUUGUUCUCCUAGGAUUAGGUCUGAUUAUUCGAGGAAAGAGGGAUCCGAGGGAACCCCUUUUCAGCCGUUGGAACUCUCUGAUCGUGAUCACAGUUAUCAAAUCCAAUCCAUGAAUGCUUUGGAUAUUCUGAGAGAGACUGUUAGGAUUCUUAGGUUCAAUUCGUGGGGUUUCAUGGCAAUCACUGUUCUGCUUAUUUGUCCUGUUUCUGCAGUGCUUUUGUCUAAUGUAAUAGUGGAUCACUCCAUAGUGAGGAGUCUCUCUGUUAGGCUUAUGUUGGUUGCACAGACUAGUGGUCUCCCUCUGAGACCAAUCAUCAAACAAUCAUGUCAGCGAUUUGCGGAAACCGUGGUUUCUUCGGCCAUGUGCUUUCCUUUGUAUGCUACAUUGUUGGUGUUGUCCAAGGCUGCAAUUGUCUAUUCUGUAGAUUGUACUUAUUCCAGGAAGAAGUUUGAUGCUUCCAAGUUUUGUGUGAUUGUUGCCAAGUUUUGGAGGAAGAUCCUGUUCACAUAUAUGUCGGCUUGUACAGUUAUAGUUGGCUGCAUCACCAUGUUCUGUGUUUUCCUUGUGGCGUUUUGCAGUGCAUUGUCUGUUCUUGGCUUUUCACCAGAUGUUGUUGUGUAUUGUGCAAUGUUGGUUGGGCUGGUUUUCUCAGUUGUCUUCGCCAAUGCCAUAAUCAUAUGCAACAUUGCAAUGGUGAUCUCGGUGCUUGAGGAUGUUUCCGGAGCACAGGCGAUGCUGCGGUCGAGUAUUUUGAUCAAGGGUCAAACUCAGGUGGGUUUGCUGAUAUUUCUUGGAUCGACAAUUGGAAUGGCCUUUGUGGAGGGCUUGUUUGAGCACAGAGUAAAGACUUUGAGCUAUGGCGACGGAUCUUCGAGAGUGUGGGAAGGGCCACUCCUGGUGGUAAUGUAUUCAUUUGUGCUGCUUAUAGAUUCCAUGAUGAGUGCAGUUUUCUAUUUCAGUUGUAGAUCUUUUAGCAUGGAGUCAGCAACAGAUGGUGAAGGCAACUCAAUUUUGGAAACUAUGGCCAUAUCUGCUGAAUCAAUUGGCAUUCAAUGAUAUUGCCAGCAUGAUAUUGAUUAUGUCAAUUGAAUCAAUAAGAUGAAAAGGGAAUCUGUAAGAGAUUGUUCCCAGCAAAUUGUGGUGCCAUUGAGGAACCUUGCAACAAUACUUCCUCAGAACAUUGGAUAGAAGAGCUAUAUAGGGUGGAUGACUUUGGAUGGCUUUUACCUUGAUGAAAUAGCUCAUUUCAGCGUACGGAAAUUGCUUCUUUUAGUUGUAGUACAAACAUGGAGAAACAUAAAAGCGGAGUAAAUGUAUUUGUUUUCUGAGUGUUAGUAGAAAAGCUAAUAUUUUAUAGACAAAUUGAAGAGAUUAUUUUGAGUUGAAGCACAUUUUUAUUGUUCCCUGAUGAUACACAGUUACGUCCAAUCUUUU